GCUGCACACUCGAAAAAAUUUGACUGCACUGUCAGAUCUCGCCCCUCUCUCUCGUACCACCACCAUCUCCAUCCAUCUCUCCAUCCAUCCCAUCAAAAUAUCGUGCAGAAAAUCGCCCCUUUCUCUCGCAUCUCCUGUCUUAUAUCAUCCUGUUAUUCUAUGGCCAUCUCUGCCAGUCUCUCUCAAGACACUAUACCACAUGCUUUGCCUCUCCUGUCCCACUCAGACAAUGGCUUUCAUGCCGUCGAGCGCGAUCCCACUUCGUGGUCAGGCGCUCUCCCCGCAAAUCAGGGGCUUUACUUGAAUGAAAAUGAAAAAGAUUCCUGUGGCGUUGGCUUCAUCUGUCAUAUCAAGGGCGAGCAGAGUCACAAAAUCGUUUCUGAUGCUCGCCAACUCCUCUGUGCAAUGACCCACAGAGGUGCUACUGGCGCUGACAGUCGUGAUGGUGAUGGUGCCGGCGUCAUGACCGGCAUUCCCCACUCCUUCUUCAAGCGCGAGGCCGAAAGAGACAUUGGCUGUAUCUUGCCCGAUCCUGGAGAGUAUGCUGUAGGAAACGUCUUCUUCAAGGCAAACGAUCCCGUCCAGCUCCAGAACUACCAAGCUUCCUUCUCUAAAGUCGCCAGUGACCUCGGCAUGCGAGUCCUAGGCUGGAGGGCAGUCCCCACGGAUGGUACCAUUCUUGGUCCCGCCGCUAGCAGCAAGGAGCCAGUCAUCUAUCAACCAUUCGUCGUCCUUCGUACCCACUACGGUGAUGGAACUGUAAGCCAGGGUGGCCCUUUCGAUGCCAAGUACUUUGAGCGACAACUCUAUGUCUUACGCAAGCAUGCGACCCAUAUUAUUACGCUCGCGAAAGGAUUCUACGUGUGUUCACUAUCCUCCAAGAACAUCGUGUACAAAGGACAGCUCUCUCCUCCACAAGUUUACAAUUACUACCAUGAUCUCAACCAUGUUCUGUAUCGUUCACACUUUACUUUGGUGCAUUCGCGAUUCUCGACAAACACAUUUCCUUCAUGGGAUCGAGCCCAGCCUAUGAGAUGGGCUGCGCACAAUGGUGAGAUAAACACCGUGCGAGGCAACAAGAAUUGGAUGCGUGCUCGAGAGGGUGUGUUAUCGUCAACGCUUUUCGGAGAUCAGCUCGACCUACUCUACCCUAUUAUUGAAACUGGUGGUUCAGAUUCUGCGGCCUUCGACAAUGUCCUCGAAUUGCUUGUUGUCAAUGGCGUCGUGACUUUGCCUGAGGCUGUUAUGAUGCUCAUCCCUGAGGCAUGGCAGGGCAAUGAGCAUAUGGAAGCUGAGAAAAAGGCAUUUUACAACUGGGCCGCGUGUCUUCAAGAACCGUGGGAUGGACCGGCUUUGUUCACUUUCAGCGAUGGCCGCUACUGCGGUGCCAAUCUUGAUCGGAAUGGUCUUAGACCUUGUCGCUUCGUCGUUACCAACGAGGACAUCAUGGUAUGUGCUUCUGAGGUUGGAGCCGUGUUCAUUCCGCCCGAGAAGGUUGUACAGAAAGGCCGCCUCAAGCCUGGACGUAUGCUCCUUGUUGACACUUUGGAGGGUAGGAUCGUUGAUGAUAAGGAGUUGAAGCGGAACACAGCGACGAAGCAGAAUUUCGCGUCUUGGGUAGAAACCCACGUUCUUCACGUACCCAAUAUCGUCAAACGUGUCAUACGUAGCAAUACUCCCAUCGACCCUAUCAUUGAUGAUGCACCACUUAGCUGCGAUCCAAAACUACUCGCAUUCGGCUACACAGUUGAGCAACUAAGCUUGCUCAUGUUGCCCAUGGUAUCCAGCGGCAAAGAAGCCCUAGGAUCCAUGGGCAACGACGCCCCUUUGGCGGCAAUGGCCACGCAGCCUCGCCUAAUUUACGACUAUUUCCGACAGCUCUUUGCACAAGUUACGAACCCGCCAAUAGAUCCUAUUCGCGAGAGCAUAGUUAUGUCACUUGAGGCAUAUGUCGGGCCUGAAGGAAAUCUUCUGGAGAUGAAGCCGGAACAGUGCCACCGCAUCCUCCUUCCCUCGCCUCUCAUCUCUAUUCAAGAAAUGAAUGCCAUGAAAAACCUCAAGCAGGCAUACACUGGUUGGCCAUCUGUCACAAUUGACAUUACCUUCCCGAAGGAAGAGGGCCUGCCCGGCUACCAGCUUGCUCUUCAACGUGUCUGCAGCGAGGCCACGCAAGCAAUUGAUGACGGCAUGAAGGUUGUCGUGUUAUCUGAUCGCGCCACUGGUCCUUCCCGAGUUCCCUUGUCUGCAUUGGUCGCUUGUGGAGGCGUCCACCAUCAUUUGGUAUUACAAAAGAAGCGCGCCAAAGUGGCACUUAUGGUGGAGACAGCAGAAGCACGAGAAGUACACCACUUGUGUGUUCUUGUGGGGUAUGGUGCUGAUGCGAUAUGUCCUUGGUUGAUGUUGGAAACUAUCCAUAAAAUUGGACGAGAGGGCCUUAUAAAAGGCGACCAAACCAUGCAAGGGUUAAUGGAAAACUAUCACCAAUCUAUCGACAAUGGUAUCUUGAAGGUCAUGUCGAAGAUGGGUAUUUCCACCCUGCAGUCUUAUAAAGGUGCACAGAUUUUCGAGGCUCUUGGUCUUCACAGUGAAGUGGUAGAGCGAUGCUUUAUUGGCACUGCAUCGCGAGUCCAGGGUGCUACAUUCGACCUUCUCGCUAUGGAUGCUUUCGAACUUCACGAACGCGGGUGGCCAUCUCGGGACACUAUUGUACCCCCAGGCAUGCCGGAAUCUGGUGAAUAUCACUGGCGCGAUGGAGGCGAGGCGCAUAUCAACGACCCUGCUGGUAUCGCCAACUUACAGGAUGCUGUGAGGGAAAAGAAUCAGAAGGCAUAUGACGCAUACGCUCAAAAUGCUAACGAUCAAACAAAGUCUGUUCAUCUUCGUGGUUUGUUGGACUUCCGGUACGAAACUGCAACCCCGAUCCCGAUCGAGCAAGUGGAGCCUUGGAAUGAAAUAGUACGGCGAUUUGUGACUGGAGCGAUGUCCUAUGGUUCUAUAUCGAUGGAGGCACACUCAACUCUUGCCGUUGCUAUGAAUCGUCUUGGCGGCAAGUCCAAUACCGGUGAGGGAGGUGAGGAUGCGGAGCGUUCCCAUGUCCUUCCCAACAAAGACACAAUGAGGUCUGCUAUCAAACAAGUUGCCUCAGGACGGUUUGGAGUCACCUCGAACUAUCUCGCUGACGCCGAUGAACUGCAAAUUAAAAUGGCGCAAGGUGCUAAGCCUGGUGAGGGUGGUGAACUUCCGGGUCAUAAGGUUUCGGGAUCGAUCGCUCGUACGCGGCACUCAACCGCCGGUGUGGGCCUCAUCUCGCCUCCUCCUCAUCACGACAUCUAUUCCAUUGAAGAUCUAAAGCAGCUAAUCUAUGAUCUGAAAUGCUCCAACCCUCGUGCGCGGGUAUCCGUCAAGCUCGUGUCAGAAGUGGGAGUUGGUAUUGUGGCGAGCGGUGUCGCUAAAGCAAAGGCGGACCAUAUCUUGAUAUCCGGUCACGACGGUGGAACCGGUGCUUCUCGUUGGACUGGUAUCAAAUAUGCCGGCCUUCCUUGGGAAUUGGGUUUAGCAGAAACUCACCAAACGCUUGUUUUGAACGAUCUUCGUGGUCGUGUCACGGUGCAAACUGAUGGCCAAAUAAGGACUGGUCGUGAUAUUGCAAUUGCAUGUUUGUUAGGGGCCGAAGAAUGGGGCUUCGCCACCACACCUUUGAUAGCCAUGGGCUGUAUUAUGAUGCGCAAGUGCCACUUGAACACCUGCCCAGUUGGCAUCGCUACUCAAGAUCCCCAACUCCGUGCGAAGUUCGCAGGUCAACCCGAGCAGGUCAUAAACUUCUUCUACUAUCUCGCCGAAGAUCUUCGUGGCUACAUGGCGAAAUUAGGAUUCCGGACUAUCAAUGAGAUGGUUGGCCGCGCAGACGUUCUUAAGGUCAAUGAAAAGCUUAGGACUAUCAAGACUGCGCAUCUGGACCUGUCUGCUGUUCUAAAGCCUGCAUGGCAAAUGCGACCUGGUGCAGCGACCUACCGUGUACGAUCGCAGGAUCAUAAAUUGUACAUUCGCCUCGAUAACAAAUUCAUUGAUGAGUCUGAGCCUGCCCUCACGAAAGGUCUUCCUGUCCACGUUGAGUGCGACGUUACCAACACCGACCGCGCGCUAGGCACCUCAUUGUCUUAUCGCAUAUCAAAACUUUAUGGAGAAGAGGGCCUUCCCAAAGACACUAUCCAUAUCCGUAUGAGAGGCUCCGCUGGGCAGUCAUGCGGUGCUUUCCUUGCUCCUGGUAUCACCAUCGAGCUAGAGGGAGAUUCUAACGACUAUGUGGGCAAAGGCCUUUCUGGUGGUCGUUUGAUUGUUUACCCCCCCAAGCAAUCGCCAUUCAAGGCCGAGGAAAAUAUAAUUAUAGGCAACGUUUGCUUAUACGGGGCCACUUCUGGUGAAGCCUUUAUUCGUGGUAUCGCAGCCGAGCGGUUCGCUGUGCGCAACUCAGGGGCAAAUGCUGUUGUUGAAGGCACUGGUGACCAUGGUUGUGAAUACAUGACUGGUGGCCGCGUUGUUGUCCUAGGAGCGACUGGGCGUAAUUUUGCAGCGGGAAUGAGUGGUGGUAUUGCUUAUGUACUUGACACGGCUCAUACAUUUGCGUCCAAGGUCAACAUGGAGAUGGUCGAGCUUGGAAAAGUUACAGACCCUCGUGAGAUCGCGGCAUUACGAAGCCUCAUCGAGGAUCACAGGCAUUAUACGGGAUCAGAAGUAGCGGAUCGCGUACUUCAUGACUUCCACCAUCUUCUCCCUCUUUUCGUUCGCGUCAUGCCUUUGGACUACAAACGUGUUCUCGAAGAACAGACUGCUAAAGAAAAGGAUGAGAAAUUGCGACUCAAUGUUAUUGACUUGGUCCCUUCUCGAACUGCGAGCCAAGUCGAUCUUGCUUCUGAAGGUUUGGAAGACAUCCUUCUACCCAAGGAGCCUCCCAGCUUGGUCCAUCCCAAGCGCCAUGAGCCCGCAGUUGUAGAUUUGGAGGAUUCAAUGCUUGAUGAUUCCACAGCGAAGCAGCGCCUUCACAAACUUGACAAAACUCGCGGUUUUAUGAAGUAUCAGCGUCUCAACGAGUCUUAUCGCCCGCCUCGUAAACGUGUCAAGGACUGGAAAGAAAUCUCUAACCGCCUGACAGACAGCGAGCUCAAGUACCAGUCUGCUCGUUGCAUGGACUGUGGUGUUCCAUUCUGUCAGUCCGACACCGGAUGUCCCAUUUCAAACAUUAUUCCAAAAUGGAACGAUCUGGUGUUCAAGGGGCAGUGGCAGGACGCUCUCAACCGUCUUUUGAUGACAAACAAUUUCCCUGAAUUCACUGGUCGAGUUUGCCCAGCCCCAUGCGAGGGCGCAUGUGUUUUGGGAAUUAACGAGCAACCUGUAGGUAUUAAGAGUAUUGAGUGCGCUAUCAUCGAUAAGGGCUUUGAGAUGGGUUGGAUGGCACCGAACCCUCCAUCCUUCCGAACCGGUAAAAGGGUUGCUAUCAUUGGCUCUGGACCUGCAGGUUUGGCGUGUGCCGACCAACUUAACAAAGCUGGACAUCUGGUUACGGUUUACGACCGUAAUGAUCGUAUGGGCGGCUUACUCAUGUAUGGAAUUCCGAACAUGAAGCUCGACAAGGCCAUCGUGCAACGUCGGAUAGAUCUUAUGGAGGCGGAGGGUGUGACUUUUGUUAAUAAUGCCCACGUUGGCGUCAAUGUUGAUGCAGCUGCACUGCAAGACGAGAAUGAUGCUGUUGUUGUUUGUACCGGGGCCACCUGGCCCCGCGAUUUGAAAAUCCCAAAUCGCCAGGUCGAUGGCAUUCACUUUGCCAUGGAGUUUUUACAGCUGAACACCAAAUCUCUUCUUGAUUCGGAGUUGCAAGAUGGGGGCUACAUCAAUGCCCGCGGCAAGGACGUCAUUGUCAUUGGUGGAGGUGACACGGGUAAUGAUUGUAUCGGAACAUCAAUGCGACAUGGCGCAAAAUCUGUGACCAACUUCGAGUUGCUGCCAAAGCCACCUGCUUCGCGAGGAAGGGACAACCCUUGGCCUCAGUGGCCUCGAGUUUUCCGAACGGAUUACGGACAUACUGAAGUAGCUGCUCACUUUGGAAAUGAUCCCAGGGAGUACUGUAUAUCUACAAAAGAGUUUAUAGUUGAUGACGAUGGAAAACUCAAAGGCUUGAAUACAGUGCGAGUUGAGUGGACGAAAGAUAGCGGUGGCAGAUGGAAGAUGGAGGAAGUGCCUGGCUCACAGAAAUUCUUCCCAGCGCAACUUGUUUUCCUUGCCCUUGGUUUCCUUGGUCCUCAAGCGGAAGUUGUUAACGCUUUCGGAGUGAAGCAGGAUGCCAGGUCGAAUAUUCAAACAGCCCCUAAGAAAUAUUCCACCAAUGUAGAGGGAAUAUUCGCAGCGGGUGAUUGUCGCCGUGGGCAGUCAUUGAUUGUCUGGGGUAUCAACGAGGGUCGCGGUGCUGCUUCCGAGGUCGAUGCCUGGUUGAGUGCAGGAUCAACUAGAUUGCCCGCUGCUGGAGGUAUCAAGACAAGAACCUUCGUCCCUCCUCCCAGCAAGAUGCCACAGACUGUCAAAGUGGAAGCUUGAACCCUAUCAAUGGGAUAUCAUGGAAAUUCUUUCGAGUGUUGGAUAUUGCGUAUGAAUGUACAAUUACGAACCUCACGCCUAAAUGUUGGCUCAAAAAAAUCUUGUAUGUUUUUUAUCUUUAUCUCAAUAGAUUAUUCGACAACGGGUCAUGCGGAUGCGGCCCGUGCUCUGUGAGAAGCCUGUAACAC
Messenger RNA from Serpula lacrymans var. lacrymans S7.9, 6773 nucleotides. It is a transcript of the gene NADH-GOGAT, whose product is annotated as putative NAD(P)H-glutamate synthase. Bases 160 to 6585 code for a protein of 2141 amino acids. Lineage: Eukaryota; Fungi; Basidiomycota; Agaricomycetes; Boletales; Serpulaceae. The record is from RefSeq and is a predicted model, not a curated record. The transcript is spliced from 15 exons. Gene Ontology annotation, molecular function: iron ion binding; iron-sulfur cluster binding; FMN binding.